AUGGGGUCGCGGGAGCCGUGCCGCCGGCUGGAGGCGGUGCUCGGCGCUCUCUACGACCUGGGUGAGGAGCCCGGUGCUCGGGACGCCGCGGAGGACAGCGAGGCGAGUGCAGGGGCGGCGGCGGAGGAGAGCCGCGGACCGCAGCCGGCGGCGGGCAGUGCCGGCGGGGAGGCGGGCGGCCGGCGCGGAGCCCGCGACUUUUUCGGGGAGCUGCGGGCUGAGCUGGGCGCUGUCGCCGUCCCGCCGCCCCCCGCCGCGCCGCCGGCCGUGGAGGUCGUGGUGUUUCGCGGGAGGAAGAGGAAGGGGCGGCCCAGCCCCUCGGCAGCACCCACCGGCGGUGCCCAGACCAAAAUAUUGGAUGAAGAGAAAAAUGUGAACGAACAAGAAUUUAACUUCGAAAAAGCUCGUCUGGAAGUGCACAAGUUUGGAAUCACUGGCUACAAGAAGCAGGAACAACGCGUAUGGGAACAGGAGCGUGCUAUCAUGCUGGGAGCCAAGCCCCCCAAAAAGGAACAUGUGAACUACAAGACUUACCAAGAGAAAAUGAAGGAGAAAAAAACAGCAAAGGAUGAUGAUAAGGGAAAGGAACAUAAAGGUGAUUCUCUUAAGAAGAAAAAGAAAGAACAGAAGGAGAGGAAGGCCAAAAGGAAGAAAUCAGUGCCUAGCAUUUGGCCUGCAGGACAAGUUGGAAAAUUCAGAGAUGGGACCUUGAUUCUGCAAAGCUAUGACAUAAAGAAAAUUAAAUCAUCUAAAGUUAUCAAAUGAACUUAUGAUACAGAGUGAAAUGGACAAUACGCAUAAGAUAGAAUUCACGUUGCUGCCAACACAGAUUUAUGGAGCCUUUUGCCUUCCCACCAUAUCCUUUUUUUUUUUUACCUUAUUUGUUGUUGCAGGAUUUUCUAUAUUCCAUUCUGCCUUGGGAAGAAUAUAAGAAUUUACCAUUUCGUAAAUAAAAAUAAGACUUUUUAUUAAGAAUGUUA
Messenger RNA from Gymnogyps californianus (California condor), 980 nucleotides. It is a transcript of the gene FSAF1, whose product is annotated as chromosome 3 C1orf131 homolog. The record is from RefSeq and is a predicted model, not a curated record. The coding region runs from base 1 to 765 and encodes 254 amino acids. NCBI's taxonomy places the organism in Eukaryota, Metazoa, Chordata, Aves, Accipitriformes, Cathartidae. The transcript is spliced from 7 exons.